AUGACAGCUUUGGAGUUUGCAAGCGAAGAGUUUGGAGAAGGCAUCGGCCCGGUCCUUGUGAACAUGUUAUCGCGAGAUCUACUUGGUGUCGAGGCGGAUGAACUCAGUGCCUUGUUUCUCAUCAACUACAUCAAGAGCGGAACUGGUCUUGCAAACAUAUCAUCUGACAGCAAGGAUGGAGGCCAGUACCUGCGUAAUCGCCAGGGUAAUGAGAUGUUUGCAGUAAAACUCGCUACGAAGCUCGACAGGAAGAAGAUCAAACUCAACUCUCCCGUCGUCAAGAUUAUCCAAGGUAAGAAAGGUUGUACUAUCAAAACGAAAAGCGGUCACAAAUACCACUCCAAGAAAGUAAUUCUUUCUAUUCCGACAUCUCUAUAUCCCAAGAUCGACUUUGAGCCUCACCCACCGCCAACAAAGAAAGAGCUUGCUGGCUCUACUGAGCUUGGCUACUAUUCAAAGUCUAUCUUGGUCUUUGAUGAACCCUGGUGGCGUAAUGCCAAUUUCUCUGGUGUACUGACGUUUAUGGAUGGCCUCAUCUCAUUUACUCGAGAUACCUGCGUUCCUGAGGAUAAACAGUAUAGCAUUACUUGCUUCCAUGUCGGCCAGCCCGGUCGAAGGUGGUCUCAGCUGUCUGAGCAGGAGCGCAAGGAUACAGUGAUGAAGAAGUUCAACGACGCUUUUGGUACAGUUGUCGACAAAAUCCCUGAGCCUAUUAACAUCAUUGAGAAGGACUGGCUCAAUGAUCCUUGGUUUCUUGGUGGACCUAGCCCAGUUAUGAAGCCUGGACUGCUGACUGGUGCCGGAAAGUCUAUUCGUGAUCCCUUCAAGAAUAUUCACUUUAUCGGAACGGAGACCUCUAUUGUCUGGAAGGGGUACAUGGAAGGGGCUAUAAGAUCUGGUAUUUGUGGUGCUCUUGAGGUUACUGAAGCGCUUGACGGAUCGCCUUAUCUGUAA
Messenger RNA from Fusarium poae, 954 nucleotides. RefSeq lists its product as uncharacterized. Gene Ontology annotation, molecular function: oxidoreductase activity. The transcript has 2 exons. The record is from RefSeq and is a predicted model, not a curated record. Bases 1 to 954 code for a protein of 317 amino acids. Lineage: Eukaryota; Fungi; Ascomycota; Sordariomycetes; Hypocreales; Nectriaceae.